UGUCACGCGUGGGGCGGAGAAGGUGGGAGGGCCCGGGUUGUCUGCCUGAGCUUACAGCAUUGGCGCCAAGUGCGGGAUGUUGCUGCUGCUGAAGGCGGUGGACGCGUGAUUAGAAGCCCACCCGCCGCCGGCCAUGGAUAUUCGAAAAUUUUUCAAUGCCACCGCGGUUGGCAAGAAAGCCGUUAGUGAGAAAGAUGUUAAAAAAGAGAAAAUCAAAAGCCCUGACCGAGUCACUGGACAUAAAAAUUCAAAAGACAACAAGGUAAAAAGUCCAGACAGUGAUGUAAAGAAAAAGCAGCAAAUUAGCAAGAAGAAGAGAACAAUUUAUGAUUCAGAUUCUGAAGAGGACACACCACCAGUAAAAAAAUCUAAAAGGCCUCCAAAAGCUUCACCACCACUUACAAAGCCACUGAAAAUCAAAAAGCCAGAUCCUGUUGACUAUGUCUCUGAUACAGAUGAAGAAGACUUUGCUUACUUGAAAAAGCCCAAGAAACCCAAAGAAAAUGGAACUUCAGCUGUUUCGCCCCCUGCAAAAUCUCUGGUCACAGCCAAAACCCUUGUGCCAGCUAAAGCCAAGACCCCCGAACGGCGAAUCUGUACCUCGGUGGUAGAUUACUUUGGGCUUGACAGUGUUAAACGUUCUAAUAAGAAGCUGGUGGAAAGCAAAAAGGAAGACCCACGUAGAAGCACAGAGGAGUCUACGGUGGAUGAUGCAGCCAUUGCUAAACAGCUGCAGCUUGCAGAGGAUGAAGAGAUGGAAAGACAACUCCAUGAAGACGAGAAAUUUGCCCGAACGUUGGCAAUGAUAGAUGAUGUGCCAAGACCUAAGGCACAGAAAGACACUGAAAAAAAACAGACAACCUCCGCCGCUGCGAAAAUAAGUCCAGCAAAGGCUGAGAAACCUCUAUCUUCAGCCAGAACGACAAGCCUAUCAGAGGAAUCCACAAUCAAGAAGGAAAAAGAUUUCAAAUCGGAGACCAAAAAGACUUCACGUGCACAGUCUGACUCGUCAUCUUCACACAAAGACAAGAGCUCGCCAGUAAAGACCAGCUCCAAGCUGGCUCUGAUGAAACAGAGGGAGGAAACGCAGGAGAAAGAGAAGGCCGUGUCCAGCCCUGCUGCUAAAGCCAAGGUUAUUUCCCCAAAGAAGGAACUGAGCACACCAGUGAAAUCCCCUCAGAAGUCAGAGUCCAGUCCUGAAGACUCUGAGAAGAAAAAGGCUAAUUAUAAAGCAUAUAGGAAUUUUCUUAAUCGAGAAGGUCCUAAAGCUCUGGGUUCCAAGCAGAUACCCCAGGGAGCAGAUAACUGCAUGGAAGGGAUGACAUUUGUCAUUACUGGAGUCCUGGAGUCCAUUGAAAGAGAUGAGGCCAAAUCAUUAGUGGAACGCUAUGGGGGCAAAGUUACUGGAAAUGUCAGCAAGAAGACCAGCUACCUCAUUAUGGGCCGUGAUGGUGGAGUAUCCAAACAGGAGAAGGCAGAGAGCAUAGGGACAAGGAUUAUUGAUGAGGACGGUUUGUUUGAUUUAAUCAGCACUUUGCCUGGCAAGAAGUCAAAGUACGUUAUAGCUGCAGAGAUGGAGAAUAAAGCUAAAGGGAAAACUGAGAAGACCCCAGAGAAAGUUGUAAAGAGGCCAAGUCCGGAUAAGAGGAAACUGACUCCAGAAAAGAGAGAAUCCCCACCGGCCAAGAAAUCGGGCACUGGUAUGAAAGUGUUGUGUGAUGAUGAAAAAGAAAAGCGCGUGAAACCGGCGGAAAGGGCAACUUCUGCUAAAGCAUUGGAUUUACCCCCAGUCAGCGGCAAGAUGGAGAGUUUACUCUGGGUGGAUAAAUACAAACCUACAUCUGUCAAAACAAUUAUAGGACAGCAAGGAGACCAGAGCUGUGCCAACAAACUGGUGAGAUGGCUGAAAGCCUGGUACCAGAACCACUCUACCGAUGACAAGAAACCUGCUGGGAAAUUCAACAAAUUUGGCGGCAAGGAUGAUGGAUCCUCUUUUAAAGCAGCCCUGCUGUCUGGUCCCCCGGGCAUUGGGAAAACCACAACAGCUGUGCUGGUCUGCAAGGAACUUGACUACAGCUACGUGGAGUUAAACGCCAGUGACACCCGCAGCAAGAACAGUAUGAAGGGAGUGGUAGCAGAGUCCCUGAACAAUACCAGUAUUCAAGGCUUUUAUGCUGGGACCAGCAAGUCUGUAAGUGCCAAACAUGUCCUGAUCAUGGAUGAAGUGGACGGUAUGGCAGGAAAUGAAGACAGAGGGGGAGUACAGGAGUUAAUCACUUUGAUCAAACAAUCUAAGAUCCCCAUCAUCUGCAUGUGUAACGACCGGAAUCACCCUAAAAUCCGGUCACUGGCCAACUACUGCUUUGACCUCCGCUUCCAGAGGCCGAGAGUGGAACAGAUUAAGGGGGCCAUGAUGUCUGUGGCUUAUAAGGAGGGAUUAAAGAUUCCGCCACCAGCAAUGAAUGAAAUUAUUCUUGGGGCAAACCAAGACAUUCGGCAGGUACUACAUAAUCUCAGUAUGUGGUGUGCCAGCAAUAAAGCCCUGACCUACGAUGAGGCAAAGAGCAGCGCCAACAACGCCAAAAAGGACAUUAAAAUUGGUCCUUUCGAUGUUGUGCGGAAGGUGUUUAGCAGCGGUGAGGAAACUGCUCACAUGACCCUCAUAGACAAGUCCGACCUCUUCUUCCAUGACUACUCCUUGGCACCUCUCUUUGUUCAGGAAAACUAUGUCCAUGUGAAGCCAGCUGCUGCGGGCGGGAACAUGAAGAAGCACUUACUUCUCCUGAGCAAGACGGCUGACAGUAUAGCUGAUGGGGACCUGGUGGACAGGGCUAUCCGCAGUAAGCAGACCUGGAGUCUCCUGCCUACACAGGCAAUAUAUGCCAGUGUCCUUCCCGGGGAGCUGAUGAGGGGCUACAUGUCCCAGUUUCCCAACUUUCCAAGCUGGCUAGGAAAAUAUUCAUCCACCGGGAAGCACGACCGCAUCACCCAGGAGCUGGCCAUGCACACGUCUCUGAGGACCAGGUCCAGUAAGCAAGCCCUGAACCUGGACUACCUGUCAUACAUGCGGGACAAGCUGGUGUGGCCGCUGGCUGAGCGCGGUGCAGAGGGUGUACAGCAAGUAGUGGAUCUAAUGGACACUUACUACUUAAUGAAAGAAGACUUUGAUAACAUCAUGGAGAUCACUAGCUGGGGAGGGAAACCCAGCCCCUUUUCCAAACUUGACCCCAAGGUAAAGGCGGCCUUCACGCGUGGCUACAACAAGGAAGCACAUCUCACCCCUUACUCCUUACAAAUGGUGAAGGCCUCUAAAAGAGACCCCACCCCAGCACUGGAGUCUGAGUAUGGCGAGGAGACGAACAACGAGGAAACGCAGACUAAAGAAGAGGAAGAUGAUGUCGGCGUAGAUGCAAUGAUCAAGGUCAAAAAGGCAAAAACAUCUAAACCUUCCAAAGUAGAAAAGAAGAGUGGAGACAAAAAGCCGGGGAAAGCAAAGAGCAAGAAGGUGAAGUGAGGCCGGAAUGUGAUCCCUGGGUGACAAAUGCCCAUGUACUGAUAGUAUGCCUCACCUGGAUAAAGCAGCGUCUCUGGGAUGGGUGUAAGACACAGGACGGAGCAGAGGACGUUGCAGUGACUGCUCCGCGCUCACACUAGGAUGAUGUUGCACUGUGAGACACGUACAGUAGUCUGGAACGGCUAAGCAUACAGCCACAUACAGUCAUAUUAUACCCCGAGGGCUUCCGUAUCUAUCCGGAGAAUCUCCAGCACUUUCUGCAGAUGUACCUAUCUUACAGAGACUUUGCAUACUGGCUUCUGUAUAUAGACAAUACAUAGUACUUUGUUUUGUAUAAUACUUUAUUGUAACUAUAAAGAGCUUCAUUAAAACUAGUUUCACAGA
This is a messenger RNA of Pseudophryne corroboree (corroboree frog), 3898 nucleotides long. RefSeq names its product replication factor C subunit 1 (gene RFC1). The transcript has 25 exons. Gene Ontology annotation, cellular component: nucleus; DNA replication factor C complex. NCBI's taxonomy places the organism in Eukaryota, Metazoa, Chordata, Amphibia, Anura, Myobatrachidae. Bases 134 to 3514 code for a protein of 1126 amino acids. Gene Ontology annotation, biological process: DNA repair; DNA replication. Gene Ontology annotation, molecular function: ATP hydrolysis activity; DNA clamp loader activity; DNA binding. The record is from RefSeq and is a predicted model, not a curated record.